GCUUUCAAUCAGAAAAAUAAUAAAAUAAAUUUCCAAAUGGAGACUCUCCAAGGAAGGAACACGAGCGCACUACACCACACUACACACCCCUGCAAACAUUAGCUAUUUUUAUUUAAAUAAAGAAAUUCAAUGCAACAGGCCUGCUGGGAGUUGCUGAGUGACCUAACUUAAGGUUUCCAGUUUCCACGACGGUUAGGGUUUUAUAUGGCGGCGGCGGCGGCGGCGACGGCGACGGCGACGAAUCCACAGUCACUACAGGCGCGUCCGUACGAGGACCACCGAACGCGAGCUUCGAUACAGAUCGACGACGACGACGGAGAGUAUGAAGACGCUGAUGGUAUGGAUGGCAUGAAAGAGGCAGCAACAGUAGCGCAAGUGAAUUCAGGGGUGAGCGUGGCAGAGCACCACCGUGGAGUACGAGUAGGAGUUGGUGAUGGUGUGGUUACGACUUCUAGGACUAGUGAGCUCACUCUCUCUUUUGAAGGAGAAGUUUACGUUUUCCCUGCUGUUACCCCUGAAAAGGUGCAAGCAGUACUCUUGCUUCUGGGAGGAAGAGAUAUGCCCACUGCAGUACCUACUAUUGAAGUGCCAUAUGAUCAAAAUAAUAGGGGAGUGGUCGACAACCCAAAGUUCUCAAAUCUUUCACGAAGAAUAGCCUCACUUGUUAGAUUCCGUGAAAAACGAAAGGAGAGAUGUUUUGACAAGAAAAUAAGAUACACUGUGCGUAAAGAGGUUGCACAGAGAAUGCACCGCAAGAAUGGGCAAUUUGCAUCCUUAAAAGAAAGCCCAGGUGGUUCAAGUUGGGACUCCAGUCAGAGUUGCCUUCAGGAUGUCAUACCUCGUCCAGAAACUGUUGUCAGGAGAUGUCAGCACUGUGGUGUUAGUGAAAAUAAUACUCCUGCAAUGCGUCGUGGACCAGCUGGACCCAGGACUUUGUGUAACGCGUGUGGCCUUAUGUGGGCAAAUAAGGGAUCAUUGAGGGAUCUCAGUAAAGGAGGAAGGAAUCUUCCAAUGGGCCAAAUUGAACCUGGAACACCAAUUGAUGUCAAGCCUUCCAUUAUGGAAGGGGAAUUCUCUGGUAACCAGGAUGAGCAUGGAACUGCUAAAAAUCUUCCCAAGGCAGUUAAUGAAGGAUUCAACAAUCGUUCUAUCAAUCCAGAUGAAGUUUUGCAAGAAGCUGAUCAAGAUCUUACAAAUACUUUGCCAAUGGGAGCUGUCCAUUCUUCUGGAGAUGAUGAUGAGCAGGAACCACUGGUUGAGCUCGCUAAUCCUUCAGAUACAGAACUUGACAUUCCUGCUAAUUUUGAGUAGAAGGUGACGGUUUGCUCUUGUCCAUUAAUGUUGGAGAGACUUGGAUAGGAGAUGGGUGCUAGCAUUUUGAUCCCUCUUACCGUGAUGUGAUGCUACAUGGACGGAAAGUUACUUAUAUCUCUCAUGAAGGGUGUAAUUAGCAAAUUGUGAAUUGUAACUAUAAACAGGCAUGUCAUUGGUUCGCAACUGCAGCUUUGAUUUCAUGGCAGGAGAUGUGAUUACUACUGUCUAUAUGGGGCAACGCUUCUUGUGGAUAUUAGUUCUGGAUCCAUUAGGACACACCUGAGUGCGUUUACUACUGUCUAUAUGUGAUUUAGGCUGUUAUAAAAUUGCAAUGUACUUGUUAAUCAUUCUUAACACUGGUCCAAAUGGCUAAAAUAAGUAUGUUUCUGGUA
Molecule: messenger RNA, 1706 nt
Organism: Populus nigra (black poplar)
Lineage: Eukaryota; Viridiplantae; Streptophyta; Magnoliopsida; Malpighiales; Salicaceae
Product: GATA transcription factor 24-like
Exons: 10
Coding region: 205-1311 (368 amino acids)
Biological process (GO): regulation of DNA-templated transcription
Molecular function (GO): zinc ion binding; protein binding; sequence-specific DNA binding
Source: RefSeq, a predicted model, not a curated record